Molecule: messenger RNA, 2961 nt
Organism: Metarhizium album ARSEF 1941
Lineage: Eukaryota; Fungi; Ascomycota; Sordariomycetes; Hypocreales; Clavicipitaceae
Product: Ribosomal protein S5 domain 2-type fold, subgroup
Exons: 5
Coding region: 1-2961 (986 amino acids)
Biological process (GO): mRNA splicing, via spliceosome
Cellular component (GO): U2-type catalytic step 2 spliceosome; U4/U6 x U5 tri-snRNP complex; cytosol
Molecular function (GO): translation elongation factor activity; GTPase activity; GTP binding
Source: RefSeq, a predicted model, not a curated record
AUGGAUGAUCUUUACGACGAGUUCGGCAACUUUAUUGGGGAGGCUGAAUCUGAGGACGCAUCCGAGGCCGGCGUCGAGGCCGGCGCCGAGGCGGGCGACUACGUAUACGAUGAUGAACCCCAAGAGACCGGGGAGGUCACGGGGGAGGAGCUCAUGGAACUGGAUGACGGGCCGUCCAAUGCCGUUGUUCUCCACGAAGACAAGCAGUACUACCCGACUGCCCAGCAGGUAUAUGGUGAAGAUGUCGAAACACGCGUGGAAGAGGAGGACGCGCAGCCUCUCAGCGAGCCCAUCAUCGCACCAAUCGAACAAAAGAAAUUCACCAUCGAGGAAGCGGACUUGCCGCCUGUUUUUUCUGAGCGCGAAUUCAUGACAGACUUGAUGAACCUGCCUGAACAGACUCGAAAUGUGGCACUAGCUGGACAUUUGCACCAUGGUAAAACUUCAUUCAUGGACAUGCUCGUUCUGGAGACGCAUGACAUCGCAGGCGACUUGGAUAGGCGAAGCGGGCGAAAGCGCGACGAGAAGCUACGGUACACCGAUAUUCAUACUUUGGAGCGCGAGCGAGGAAUCUCGAUCAAAUCAUCUCCCAUGAGUCUUGUCCUGCAGAAUGUAAAGGGCAAGUCUCACCUGGUCAACCUCAUUGACACGCCUGGCCACGUCAACUUUGUCGAUGAAGUUGCCGUCGCUUUCAGGUUGGUCGAUGGUGUAUGCUUGGUCGUGGAUGUCGUGGAGGGUGUGCAGGUCAACACGGAGCAGAUCAUCAAACAUGCGGUUCUGGAGGAUAUUCCUCUGACGCUCAUCAUUAACAAGAUGGAUCGGUUGAUCUUGGAGCUGAAGCUGCCGCCCAAGGACGCCUAUUUUAAGCUCAAACACGUUGUUGAGGAGGUCAACACCGUCAUCACCGAUGCUGUGCCUACGAAGGCUGCCGAGAAGCGGAUCUCCCCUGAAAAGGGCAAUGUUUCCUUCUCCUGCACCGACCUCGGCUGGUGCUUCACUCUGCAGUCCUUUGCUCACAUGUACACCGAUACAUACGGCGACGUCAAUACCGAUGAGUUUGCUCGGAGGCUCUGGGGCGACAUCUACUUUAACCCUAGAAAGCGGUCAUUUACACGGAAACCUGUGGAGGAUGGUGCUGCACGGUCAUUCGUUCACUUCGUUCUCGAGCCCAUAUACAAGCUCUUUACACACUCCAUCAGCGCCGCACCCGAGGACUUGAAACCGGUUCUAGCGUCUUUGAACAUUCAUCUCAAGCCUGCGCAAUACAGGGCAGAUGCCAAGGACAUCUUGAAGGCCGUGUGCCAGCAGUUUUUCGGCCCCUCGACAGCAUUUGUUGACAUGAUUGUUCGACACGUCCCGUCUCCGAUUGCGGGCGCACAGAGACUGUUGGAGCGAGCAUAUAGCGGUCCACUCGACACAAAGGUUGCACGUUCAAUGAGGGCGUGUGACCAUGAUGGUCCACUGGUCAUCCACGUCACCAAGCUGUUCAACACCUCGGACGCCAAGAGCUUCUACUCAUUCGGCCGCGUUCUGAGUGGCACUGCGCGACCUGGCAUGUCAGUCCGGGUGCUCGGAGAGGGCUAUUCUCUAGACGAUGAGGAAGACAUGACCACUGCCACCCUCGGUCAAGUCUUCAUCGGGGAGACUAGGUACAACGUUGCCACCGACCGUGUGCCGGCAGGAAACCUGCUGUUGUUGAGCGGCGUGGACAACUCAAUCGUCAAGUCUGCGACUAUCGUAGCCCCCAAGUUUGAGGAUGACGAGGAUGCGUACAUUUUCAGGCCCGUCACACACUUUACUGAGUCGGUCCUCAAGGUCGCAGUGGAGCCCAUCAACCCGUCAGAGCUGCCCAAGAUGCUGGACGGGCUGCGAAAAGUGCAGAAGUCGUAUCCGCUGAUUGAUACAAAAGUGGAAGAAUCCGGCGAGCAUGUCAUCCUGGGCACGGGGGAACUCUACAUGGACUGCGUGCUCCACGAUCUCAGACGGCUGUAUGCCGACAUGGACAUCAAAGUAUCUGACCCGGUGACGCGCUUCUGCGAGACGGUGGUAGAGACGUCGGCGACAAAGUGCUACGCCAUCACACCAAACAAGAAGAACAAGAUAACCAUGGUUGCGGAGCAGUUGGAAAAGGGCAUUUCAACGGACAUUGAGAAGGGCGCUGUCAAGAUUCGCGACCCCAUCCGAAAGACGGCCAAGUUCUUCGAGGAGAAUCACGGCUGGGACAAGCUUGCUGCGCGCAGCAUCUGGGCUUUCGGGCCAGAUGACCAAGGGCCCAACAUUUUGCAGGACGAUACUCUCCCUACCGAGGUGGACAAGAAACUUGUCAACACUGUCAAGGAGUCCAUCCGGCAGGGAUUCAGCUGGGCCACCAGAGAAGGUCCCCUUUGCGAAGAACCGAUCCGCAAUACCAAGUUCAAGGUGACGGAUGUGUCAUUGGCUGGGGAGGCCAUCUUUCGCGGCGGCGGGCAGAUCAUUCCGACGUCGCGACGAGCGUGCUAUUCCUCGUUCCUGAUGGCAUCGCCGCGACUCAUGGAGCCCGUGUACGCCGUGUCCGUGACUGGGCCCGAAGACUCGCACACCGAAGUGUACAACGUGCUGUCGCGGCGUCGAGGCCACGUACUGUCCGACGGCCCCGUGGCCGGCACGCCUCUGUACCGCGUCAACGGCCUGAUUCCCGUGAUUGACAGCUUUGGGUUCGAGACGGACCUGCGGAUCAAGACGCAGGGCAGCUCAAUGGUCAGCUUGGUCUUUGACAACUGGAGCAUCGUGCCCGGGGACCCGUUGGACCGGGAGCAGAUUAUCCGCCCGCUGCAACCUGCAUCGGCACAGGCGACAGCCAGGGAUUUUGUCCUCAAGACCAGACGGAGGAAAGGGCUCAGUGAGGACGUGAGUGUCAAGACCUUUUUGGAACCCGAGUUUUACCAGAGCUUGAUGGAAAGCGGCAUGCUGGGGGAUGCAUGA